This is a messenger RNA of Gaeumannomyces tritici R3-111a-1, 2004 nucleotides long. RefSeq lists its product as hypothetical. The transcript has 5 exons. The record is from RefSeq and is a predicted model, not a curated record. Bases 1 to 2004 code for a protein of 667 amino acids. Lineage: Eukaryota; Fungi; Ascomycota; Sordariomycetes; Magnaporthales; Magnaporthaceae.
AUGUCACAGGACAUCUCGACGGUGAUGCGCCCGCGGGUGCUCUCCAACAGCGCGGCCGAGUUCGUCGAAACGCGGGCCCAGCGAGCCCUAGGCGCCGAGCUUGCUCGCGACCAGGGGCCGGGGCCUCAGUACGUGUCUGAGCUGGACAAAUUUGUACGCAGGGAAGACAUUGUACAGGCAGACUAUUACGCCGAGUCGCAGAAGAAAGUAGCGGCCCUCAAAACUCGGCUCGUCGACUUCAGCAAGAAGAUGCAUGGGUUGGACAAUGGGUACAAGAUUGCUCACAAGGCCCCGGAGCAGUACGGCAUGAAUGACGUGCUCGAUAUCGUGAGGCGCAUCGAGAACAAGCACCGUACCCUAGACAAGGUCAUGAGUUGCUCGGGCAUCAUCCGUCGGUGCUUUCGGGCCGCGGGCGAAAACAGCGGCGCCAUCGAGGGGCUGCUGUCUUUUGCGCCCAACGAUAUCUACGGGUCCGUUAUCUCGGGCGGCUUCACUCUGAUCCUGGGAGCCUUGGAGCGUGCCGACAAGAUACGGAGCGACAUUUAUGGCGCGGUGGCCGAUGUGCCCUACAAGAUCAUGGAGGUGAAGGAUUUGCUCGGCGUCCAUAUCAGGUCGGCCGAGCUGCAGCGGCGAGCAGACACGGUCUUUGUAGCUGUUUUCGAUGUGCUCUUCGCCAUCGUGGAGGAGCUCUCUAAAAACCUGGCAAAAAAGGGAGUGUCUCUAAUUAUAAAGGGCAGCCGGUAUGGCACCGAGAUUGACGACGCGAUCAGUGCUCUUGAAGGUAGCCUCAAUAGCUUCAGGAUUCAGGCCAAGAUCUGCGACUCCCAAAGGCUCGGGAAGAUGGACACGCGUGUCGCGAGAGCAGCCCUGGCGGCAGAAAGCACCGAGGACAUAGCGUUGGAGAACCAGGUCAAAUUGCAAGGCAUCGAGAACGACGUCAAGUCCAUCUGGGAGAAACUGAACAUGAUCGAAAAGGUCGGGUUACUCACGCUCGAGGAAUCGAAGACCAGGCAGGUAGCCAGGGACAGUGUAUACCAGGUGAACGUGUACAACCAGCUCUACAUGCUCUGCACAGGCAGCCCCAUUUUCGAUGACCGGGUCGGGAAUUUAAACGUUGCGCAGUACCGCAGACGGGUGGAAGACCUGGAACAGUCCGACCAGAGGCGGGCGCAGAGGAACAAGGAGACGGUCAAGAAGUGGCUUGUGCGACUCGACAACGCGCACUUGCCCACGACCGCAGACCAGGAAAGCAUCAUCGACCAGUUCAAGGCGUCAGUGCAGGCCGAGCAGGACAAGGUCCAGUACCUGCUCAUGUCGGAGCAGCUGGGCACGUGGAUCAAGACGCACGAGUCCAUGGUCCUGAUCUUGCAGAACAAGUCGGGCCCAAGCCUGUACGACGCCGUAUCCUUCGUGUCGGCGUUUAUGUACCGCAGUCUGUGCGCGCUCUACCUGUCCAGCUGCCCGGUGCUGGGCUUCUUCAGCGGCUGCCGGGCCGUCGACGACUCGACCAGCAGCGGCACGGCCGGGCCGGACGGCAUGCUAGCAACCCUGCUGGCGCAGUUGCUGGACAGGGUGGAGGGGCGGGAUGACGUCGACAUCUCGUCGCUCGGCGACCCGCCCAGGGUCCUGGCCGGCAACAGCACAGACCGAGUGGCGUUCCUCGCGGACCGGCUCCGGCAGCUGAUGGGCGUCCUCCCAAAGGGCGAUUCGGUCAUCAUCGUGCUGGAUUCGGUGUGGCAUAUGGCCGGGGAUGAGGAGGACCAGGACGCGGCGCUCGCGCACGUUCUGGACCUCGUGCCGUGGGCCGAGGAGACGAGCGGGGUCGUGGUCAAGAUAUUGGCGACCAAUUUUCUCAGCCACAGGCCUUGGGAAAGCCACGAGGGCGACGACGGGCGGUUUGCCUAUCUGGAACUGCCCGAGCACGUGGAUAGCGGUGGGAUUGUCAUUAACCCUGAGAACCUUGACGCUUGCCGCGAUUUCGCGCGUGAGCUGGAGCUAGCGUAA